UGCCUGAAUCUUGACAUUCCUUCAACACUGUAAACAAACACUGCGGGAUUCGAAGAUUUCUAAGAACAUCCAAGGACACUAACUCAGAUUUAUUAUACGACCAUGGCCCCUACAAUUAAAGCAGGCCUAGAGGUGAAGGAACGGAACAAUGUUAUUCUGUUUGACGAGUCCAAAGGAGAACUCUUCAGACUCAGUGAUGGUUACAAGACUCUUCUUCGCAAACUCAAGACACAGUGGAAGGUCAUCAGCAACCGUGAUGAACUGAACAAAGAAAGCGUUGGACAAGCUGGUGUGAUUGUGUUGGCGUGUCCUCGACAGAGGUUCACAGAAGGACAAUUUGCUAUACUACGACGGCAUGUGGAUGAAGGAGGCAGCCUUUUUGUAUUGGCUGAGGAGGGUGGAGAGAAAAAGGCCAAUUCUAACAUAAACUUCCUUUUGGAGGAGUAUGGAAUAGCUGUAAAUAAUGACUCAGUAGUGCGUACUUGCUACUACAAAUAUUUCCAUCCCAAGGAGUGCCUCAUUACAAAUGGCAUAUUAAACAGGGCCAUCCUAGAAGCCUCCGGAAGGAAUCUUCCUGGCUUGCUCUUGGAUGAUGCACUCACAAAUAGGUCCAUGUCAUUUGUGUAUCCAUUUGGAUGUACCUUGAAUGUUGCUCGACCAGCCGUUGCUGUACUUUCUACUGGGAGCAUCUCAUUUCCUCUUAACAGACCUGUGUGUGCCUUCUACGAACAACCCUCCAGCCAUGGACGUGUGGCAGUGUUAGGCUCUGCCCACAUGUUCAAUGAUCAGUACAUAGAUCGUGAAGAGAACAGCAAGAUAAAGGAUGUUAUUUUCCAGUUCCUCACAGCUGCUGAUUUCAAGCUUAAUCAGAUCGAUGCAGAUGAUCCUGAGAUAUCUGAUUACAACAUGACACCUGACACAGCUUCCUUGGCUGAUGGUUUAAGGACAUGUCUUCAGGAGUCUGAGGAAGUACCAACAGACUACACACAACUCUUUCAUACGAAGUUGACAUCAAUAGACAUGCAACUUGUGCCUGCUGCUAUUGAGGCUUAUAGCAAGCUAAAUGUGAAACAUGAGCCACUUCGCCUGAUAACUCCACAAUUUGAGACGCCUUUGCCACCGCUACAGCCUGCAGUGUUUCCUCCUUCAUUUCGAGAAUUGCCACACCCAUCUCUAGAGUUGUAUGACUUAGACGAGGCAUUCAGUUCUGAGAAGUCUAGACUGGCGCAGGUUACCAACAAAUGUAAAGAUGAGGACUUGGAGUAUUAUGUGAGGGAGUGUGGAGAUAUCCUGGGAGUUACCUCAAAGCUGCCACCGACAUCCAGGGAGGCUAAGUACAUUCUUGAAUACAUCUUUACUCAGAUCGUAGAAUUCAAGAAGCUGAAUCAGGAUCCAGAAGCAUUUAUGAACAUGGAUUGAGGACCUAUGAUGAAGCAUUGUACCUCAGCCUUGAUUGCCAUAGUGACAUGUGAUAUGUAUGAGUAGUCACAUUAGAUCUUUUGAAGUGAAUCUCCAUUUGAUUCCAUUAGUUUUCUCACACCACAAGUCUUAUUAACUGAAUACUUCUUUUAUUGUGUACACCUUGUGUGAACAGAACUUUUAUCCCACAAAAUAGUGCUUAUAUAGUUUAAUAUUGC
This is a messenger RNA of Penaeus vannamei (Pacific white shrimp), 1637 nucleotides long. It is a transcript of the gene IFT52, whose product is annotated as intraflagellar transport 52. Gene Ontology annotation, biological process: cilium assembly; intraciliary transport. The record is from RefSeq and is a predicted model, not a curated record. NCBI's taxonomy places the organism in Eukaryota, Metazoa, Arthropoda, Malacostraca, Decapoda, Penaeidae. Gene Ontology annotation, cellular component: intraciliary transport particle B; centriole; cilium.